CUCUCUCUAACGGUUAGUGCCCUAUAGUCAUACUAUAGAUCUAUGAUUUAUUUUCUACUACAUAGCCAGCUUGGCACACCUAUGCUUUGAUGGAUGAUUACACUAGUUUGACAUUCCUUCUGUUUGUGGGGACAUUCACCAUAGCUGUAAAAGCCCAGCAGUUUACAAUUGAGCCUGAGUCAGUGGUAGUGGUACAUGCCGAGGGAUUAUUGGCAGAGUUUGAGUGCCUGUCUCCUGGAGCACUAGGUCAUCUUUGGUUUGUGAAUGGCAUAGGGUCUACAAGCCUUACAUCUGAAAUCAGAGUAGUUGAAGGAAGUGAAGGUCGUCCCUCUGUACUGAUCGUCCCAGCCAGUUCACAGUUCAACAACAGUGUCGUUCAGUGUGCAGCAGUUUCACUGAGUGGUGUAGUGUUCUCAAGAAAUGCAACAUUGAUAGUUGAGCCUGUAAUUCUUGAGGUGUUGAAUGGUGAAACCAAAAUUACCGUCUCCGUAAUGAAUAAUUUCACUAUAAAUAACCUCGCCUACCGUGUGGACAUCUCCCUGGUGCCUCUUGUCACCAAUGAGAUGGUUGCACUUUCUCCUCUGAAUGGGAUUCAAAAUCAAGUGCAGUUUAAUUAUAAACAACUUAAGAACCACACUGUCUGUGAUAUAUUCUCCUUCACUGUAACUCCAAUUACUAGUGAGUCAGGAAUGGAAGGAAGGUCCAGUGAACCAGUCACUGGGUUCUUUACACGAGUAACAGACAAUAACAAUGUCGCUCCCCGUAUUAGUCAGGGAAGAAAUGUGUUGAGGAAAAUAGUACAUCUCGGUGGUAUGGUACCCAACUGUACCAGCUUCACCUCCUACCAAGUGAACUCUGACAUAUCAGAACCCAUCCAUAAAACCAUCGAAGACCCUCAAAUGAUAAGUGUCUCGCUUCCCACUGACCGGAUAAUCAACAUAUCUGUGACAUUUACUUCAAUCAUGGGUGUGCGCCUCAUAUUCAAGGACAUGCUAAUCAGAACAACUGAUGUUCAAGAUUUGAGUGUGGACGUUUGCCCUGAAGGAAACUGUGCGAGCAUUGAGUAUGUUGAAGGUACCAUCUCUCCCGGAGCUCUUGUCUGUGUGAUAGGUGUAUUGCCUGACAACUCAUUGGGCUUAGAAAGCAUAAGGCUGCUGCCAAUUCGAUGGAAUAUAAGUGACCAUUUUACUAUCCCGGUGGCUGUUAGUGGAAAUUACAGUGUGGUUGCAUUUGACCUUGAGAACAACAAUAUGAGUGUACCAAGAAUUCCCAUGUCUGUGGCGGCUGACGAUGAAACUAUGUUUUUGAGUAAUGAAUCUUCCAGUGAACCAAAUUCUCCACCUAAUUCUGAGGGCAUCACUGUCACUAAACUAUCAAAUGGAAGUGCUGAAGUGACCUGCACUACCACUGGCCAGAGUUGUCUAGCGUUGUUUCAAUCUAAAACCUCUCCAACCUCUCUUGAUCCGAUGGUGAUGAUUGGUUUUAUUGAACCACCUAAUGACAGAACCACUGUCACUCUUAAUGCCACUUCCGAUGUUUAUGUGGUAGUGUACACUUGGAACAGUGAUUCUGGUGAGACCAUCUUUGAUGGGAAGGUAUCCUUCAUUAGUCAAGUGGAGCUACCAACUAGUAAGCCCAGAGUUAGUUUCAGUUCAGAAUUGUAUGCACUCUAGCUGUUCCUACACAAUCACCUCCUGAUACUACUGGAUCUCCAGUUCCAUCGCCCAUGAUAGUACUAAUAGCAGGUAUCAUAACCGUGGUCGUGGUACUGCUUCUCCUGAUAGUCACCGUAGCUAUUGUUGUAGCCGUGGUUAUUGUGAAGAGACAAAGAGUUGAGAUUCCGGAGUCAGAUGGAAUAGUGGAUUGGUCAUCAACAUUUGCAGGAAUUGAGCAGCCCAACAAAGCUUAUGCUCCAGUACUGACGAGGAACAUUGCUUAUGAGCAGACAAAGAAACCACGGGGACAAAGGAUCGAUGACUCACAAGCCCCGGCAGCAACAGAGGGAGAGUAUGAAAGUAUUGAGCCAGUUCAUGAGUACGAGGAUGUGUUGCCUCAGGGAAAAACAAGUCGUGCAAAUUAUGUUAACGUUAACUGACAAAUUUCCACAUUAAUUUUUAUCCCACACAUUAAUUUGUAUACUGUAUAGCGGGAAAUUUUCACCGGUGCACAUUUUCACUAUUUGCAUGGCUACAGAGCUCUCAGCAAAAA
Messenger RNA from Halichondria panicea, 2208 nucleotides. RefSeq lists its product as uncharacterized. The record is from RefSeq and is a predicted model, not a curated record. Bases 90 to 1673 code for a protein of 527 amino acids. The transcript has 9 exons. Lineage: Eukaryota; Metazoa; Porifera; Demospongiae; Suberitida; Halichondriidae.